Exophiala mesophila is the source of this 1587-nucleotide messenger RNA. RefSeq lists its product as uncharacterized. The transcript has 3 exons. Gene Ontology annotation, cellular component: cytoplasm. The coding region runs from base 125 to 1234 and encodes 369 amino acids. Gene Ontology annotation, biological process: NADPH regeneration. Lineage: Eukaryota; Fungi; Ascomycota; Eurotiomycetes; Chaetothyriales; Herpotrichiellaceae. The record is from RefSeq and is a predicted model, not a curated record. Gene Ontology annotation, molecular function: nucleotide binding; oxidoreductase activity.
CAACGAUGCUUAACUACAUAUGAGAACUUGUUGAGGAGAAGUUCCAUAAGGUCUGCACAUUCUGAUACUUGGCUGUCCUUGAAUUCUUGGGGAAACGCACGUGCUGAGCGGUUGACGGUCGACAAUGUCUACAAAUAAGAUCGUCAGAGUCGGACUGAUAGGUCUUGGGGAGGUCACCCAGGUUGCCCAUAUUGCUACAUUGGGCUUCCUCUCCGACUACUUUACCAUAACCUACCUCUGUGACGUGUCUCAAGAGGCGCUCCGGCAUAGUUCUCAGAAGGUCAUCAAUCAUGUUCCGCACGUGACACAGUCUCCGAGAGAACUGUGCGCGUCCCCCGAUGUUGACCUGGUCUUCAUCGCUAGUUCGGACGAGUACCAUACUGAUCAUGUCAUUGAGGCCUUGAAACAUGACAAGCAUGUCUUCGUUGAGAAGCCCAUGGCUUUAUGUGCUAGAGAUGCCGAUGCUAUCAUUACUGCUGAGCAAAAGUCUCAAGGGAGAGUCAUGGUAGGCUACAUGCGACGAUUUGCAACAGCAUUUGUGGAUUUGGUGCAAGAGGUUGGAGGUAUUGACAAGAUCCUCUAUGCUCGAGUUAGAGACAUCAUUGGGCCUAACAGCCAUUUUGUUUCUCAGUCAGGGACCUUUCCCAAGGUCUUUACUGACUUUAGUCCGGAAGCAAUCGCGGAGAAGAAAGCGAAAGCCGAUGAUAUUGUCAAUCAGGCACUGGCUGUCGAAUGUGGUGUGCCUGUUACGUCUGAGACCACCAAGAUGUGGCGCCUGCUCUGUGGGCUGGGAUCUCAUGAUUUGUCGGCAAUGAGAGAAGCGCUCGGGCAACCAGAAGAUGUAGGCGGUGCCUUUAUGAGCCCCAAUUUUUGGAGCGCCAUGUUUCGAUAUCCGGGUUUCUCCGUCACUUAUGAAUCUGGUAUUGAUAAUGUGCCGCGCUUCGAUGCACAUCUCGAGGUCUACAGCCUCCAGAAAUCGGUCAAGGUGUCAUGGGAUACCCCGUAUGUCAAAGGUCUGCCUGUGACCAUGCUCAUCCGUGAGAAUGUCGAUGGUGCAUACCGAGAAACUCUCGUGAGGCGAACAUAUGAAGAUCCGUACACACUUGAAAUGAAGGAGUUGUAUGACGUGGUCGUUGGUGGCAAAGAGAUCAAGACCACGGCCAAGGAUGCGAAAGAGGACCUGAGGACAUUUCAACUGCUCAUGAAAGCCGGACAGCGACAACAUCGACGAUAGCGUCCAUCUAGGCAUGGGAAAGUGAGCAACUCGGUGCUCGGUGCUUUUGCCCAGAUCAGGCUGGACGCAUUCAAACAGGCACAUCCGAAUCCUCGGCACUGCUCAGAUCGCUGUCAGUGUCUACUCCUAAAGUAGCACUGAUGCCCCCUUGCAGUCCUGUGGCGUUUGCCCUCUGGCGUUGUCGCUUUUCCUCCUCUGCUUUUUUCCUUCUGGCACGCUCCCUCUCGCGGCCCCGUAACUUUGCCAGGAGACCCUUUUUCCCAUCUUCACGUGGGGCGCUCAUCUUAUCGAGCCAGUCGCCAUUGCUGAUUCCGCUUUUCAGCCUGGGCGCUGCAGCCACUUUUGUAGGGGAG